Messenger RNA from Xenopus laevis (African clawed frog), 2840 nucleotides. It is a transcript of the gene lurap1l.S, whose product is annotated as leucine rich adaptor protein 1-like. The record is from RefSeq and is a predicted model, not a curated record. NCBI's taxonomy places the organism in Eukaryota, Metazoa, Chordata, Amphibia, Anura, Pipidae. The transcript is spliced from 2 exons. Bases 531 to 1130 code for a protein of 199 amino acids.
CGAGCAUUGUCUGGGCUUCCCUGACUAGCCCGCUGUUUGCUAAAACACUCGCACCACAGAACACAAGGACCUCAAGGAACUAGCACUACUGCUCUUUUCUCAGGAGAGUUACGGUAGGCGGGCAACGUCAUAUCGGAUCCUCCAGCCACUGUAGGUUUAAAGUUUCAGCAGCUCUGGAAACACGAUAGGAACCGGUGUACAGUCCGGCUGUUAACUAAAGGCUAGCCCCUAAACUAUGCCGGCUGCUUGUCUAUCUGUGGGAAGUAAUUAAUAAGCAUGAUAAAGGUAAUAAGUGCCAGAGGGGGAAUGUAUGGGUGUAUGGAUAUCAUUAACUGAACAGUGCACACGCCACUGACGCCAGGGGAGAAGUUAUAACUUGUCACUAACAAACCAAUCAGCUUUCACAAUACUUGUCUCCCUUGGACUGAGUGCUGUGUCUGUUCUUGGGCUGUACGGUCUUUGCCAGCGGUCGGACCCAUUCCAAGGAGUCCCGGGGGAGCCCUAUUCCCCCUGUGGUCGACUAGAGCAGAAUGGCAGAGCCUUGUUCGCUGGACCUGCGAGACAUUGAAGUGAAGAUGGGGCGCAAAGUUCCUGAGAGUCUGGCAAAGUCCCUGAGAGAAGAGCAUUACUGGGACUGGAGCAAGGACGGGCGAGAUGGAUACGCCUCGUACCCACAGAUACCUGGCACCUUCCCACAGAGCAGCUCCCUGGAGAGGCUGGAGAAUAAGAUCCAGCUCCUGAAGCAGGAUAUGGUAUAUCUGCGAGCUACUGAUGUGAAACUGAUGAGGCAACUGUUGAUUAUAAAUGAGAGUAUUGAGUCCAUCAAGUGGAUGAUGGAAGAGAAGGACAUUGUUACAAGCCAAGGUAGUAGCCUAAGUGGGAGCCUUUGUAGCUUAUUGGAAAGUCAGGACGCAUCAUCGAGAGGAAGCUGCAACAGUUUACAGGACUGCAGCGAUGGAAUGGAUGAGAUGUCAGUAGGCAGUUACCUGGAUACUCUUGCAGAUAUUGUUCCAAGGCAUUGUACUCCUGAUUUUGACCAGUUCAGCGACACACAAGAGAACGCAAGCAACCAUCAACUUAUUAGUAAUAAUUCAAGCAAUCAAUCUGAUGAAUACUAUUGCUUUAGAUAGGCUGCUGGCUUUUUGAUGUCCAUAUUGGAUCAUAAAUGCAGUGCUGAGAGCACACAAGGAACUACACAUAAGAGCAACAACAAAAGAUCUUUAAAGCAACAGUAGCAAUAAAAUACACAUUCUGCCUACAGGUCAGCACUGUCUGUAGGUAUACCAGAUAUGUAGAGGUUGCCAGAAUUAUAGGUCUUCACCAGAUUUCCAAUGCACUUAUGACACUUGAGGCUUUUUGUCUCGGCAAAUAGAUGAGCAAAGUCACUAACCUUAACCUGUGGAAAUCAUGAUUCCUGUACCUGUAUUGCACUGGCUAUUCUUUCUCUAGUUUUUAUAAAAAAAAUUAUAUUUCCAGCCCACAACAGUAAGCUUGUGGCACCAACAUUCAUAUUAUUAAAUGGGGUUUUUAAUGGCUGUUUUAACACACGUUGCCUUUAGCACUUCCUGUUUUGUGGUAUCGCAAGAGGUUAAAUAUGUGUGACCUGGAAAUUAGGAAUGCACAGAAGAAUUUCUACUGAGUUUUUACUUUUUAAAUGCAAGUUCUUCAUUUUACAAGAUCUUUAUUUUAAGUGUUACAGUCCCAUUUGUAUGGUCAGUCCAGUCAAUACUGUUUUCAUGCAAGAUGCACUGUUGAAGUAUUUAUUAUUGUAAUAAUACCUUUUUUUUUGAAAAGUCUAUGUAUAAUAUAAUAACACGGUUUUUGAAAAACAAUCAGGGAAAGGUGUUCUAUAUAAUAAUAAAAAUGCCACACUUUCAAAUACAAAACUUUGAAAGUGUUGAAAUUGUUUUCUCUCAAUUACCAACAUACCAAUAUAACUAACAUUGCCAAUGUAUUUACUACAAUAAUAAUGACAUUUCUGUCUUUUAAUCCAGAAAAAAUUAAACAUAAUAAUAAAAUAAGGUAUGUUACUAUAUUUCCUGUUUUUGUUGCUACUACCCUUGUUAUUUUUUGCUAAAUAAGAUGUAUAAUGAAUAACGUACCCACAUGCAAGUAAGCAAAAUAAUAUUAUAUGUCAAGAAGGUCUCCAACCAUAUACACAAUGGGCAUACUCCAGGGUGAUUAGUAAUCUGUAGUGAUGGGCGAAUCUGUGGUGUGAAAAAUUUGCGAAACAGCCCCAGCCGGUUUUUUUUUUGCCGCGGGUGAAUUUUCGCGGCGGUUUCGAAAAAAUUAAUCCCCGGCAGCGAAACGCGGGAAUUUGCCCAUCACUAGUAAUCUGUAUGUAUAUUUUUAUUGUUAUAGUACUAUUUUUUCCUAGCAGUGUUUAUAUUACACAAGAGCCAUGAAUAUCUUGUAAGAAUUCCACUGGGCUUCAUUUGGAGGGGUGGACCUUGAUGGACUUGGGUUUUUUUUCAAUCCAACUUAACUAUGUAACUAUGUGAUGCUUAGAGAUGUAAUUUGUAAUAUGUGUAACUGAAACUUGUGUAUAGUAAAAAUAUAGUAAAGUAUGAGGAUAUUAGAAGUCAACUUGGAGUUUCAUGACCUGCAUAAAUGCACUCAGCAUUUAUCCCUGUUCCUUUAUAUGGUGAUAGAACUCCUUGGUGACUUCUAAUAUCCUUAUAUUUUAUAAUAGGGGGUACAUAAUUCCCUGUACUGUAUAGUCAUUUCUCAAUACCCCAUACUGUAACUUAAAGUGAAAGACAGGGGCGCUCUGCCAAUGAGGCAGAGCCCCCCUGGUUGCCAGUGACAUCAAAUAUGCCGCUCCUGGUAACUAAGAGCCA